Molecule: messenger RNA, 2406 nt
Organism: Xenia sp. Carnegie-2017
Lineage: Eukaryota; Metazoa; Cnidaria; Anthozoa; Malacalcyonacea; Xeniidae
Product: alpha-centractin-like
Exons: 15
Coding region: 81-1289 (402 amino acids)
Source: RefSeq, a predicted model, not a curated record
UUGGAAUCAUCUAUGGCGGACUAAUUCCCAUGAUUCGCAUACAACAAAACCAUCAUCUUUCUGUUACAUUUACUUGAGUUAUGGAUUAUAAUGUUAUAGCCAACCAACCUGUGGUUAUUGACAAUGGUUCUGGUGUUAUUAAAGCGGGAUUUGCUGGUGACCAAGUUCCCAAAUGUCAUUUCGCAAAUUAUGUUGGAAGGCCAAAACAUGUUAGAGUCAUGGCUGGAGCACUUGAAGGGGAUAUAUUUAUUGGGCCAACUGCACAGGAACACAGGGGUCUUUUGAAUAUUCGAUAUCCAAUGGAGCAUGGCAUUGUAACUGACUGGAAUGACAUGGAAAGAAUAUGGCAGUACAUUUAUUCGAAGGAUCAACUUCAGACACGUUCAGAGGAACAUCCAGUGCUAUUAACAGAAGCUCCGAUAAAUCCUAGACGUAAUCGAGAGAAAGCAGCAGAAAUAUUUUUUGAAACCUUCAAUGUUCCAGCAUUGUUUGUUUCCCUUCAAGCUGUACUAAGUUUAUAUUCUACUGGGCGUACAACAGGUGUUGUCUUGGAUGUGGGUGAUGGUGUUUCCCAUGCCGUACCUAUAUAUGAAGGUUUUGCUAUGCCUCACUCGAUCAUGAGAACAGAUGUUGCCGGCAGGGACAUCACUCGUUAUUUGCGUCUUUUGCUCAGAAGAGAAGGCUUCAGAUUUCAUACAUCAUCAGAACUGGAGAUUGUCAAGCAAAUCAAGGAACAAAUUUGUUAUUUGGUGCAAAAUCCAUUGAAAGAGGAGCCCAUGGACUCGGAUAAAGCUAAAUUCAUUUUGCCUGAUGGCAGUACACUUGAUCCUGGUUCAUCGAGAUACAGAGCUCCAGAACUUCUUUUUCGGCCAGAUCUGAUAGGAGAUGAAUCUGAAGGAAUUCAUGAGGUUCUGGCAUUCACCAUACAAAAGUCAGACAUGGACCUUCGGAAGACCUUAUAUGGCAACAUAGUAUUGUCUGGUGGCUCCACUUUAUUCAAAGUUGAGUACAAAAGUUGCAAUUUGUGGUAUAUGAUGAACUUUUUGCUUCGUGACGAGAUUAUGAUGGUUUUUUCUUCUUCAGGUUUUGGCGAUCGGUUGCUCAGCGAGGUCAAAAAAUUAGCCCCAAAAGAUAUUAAAAUUAGGAUAUCGGCUCCUCAAGAAAGACUGUAUUCCACGUGGAUUGGCGGCUCUAUCUUGGCAUCUUUGGAUACUUUUAAGAAAAUGUGGGUUUCUAAAAAGGAAUGGGAAGAAGAGAACACCCGUGUGCUUCACCGAAAGACUUUUUAGAUUAUAUGAAUAUCAAAAAUGUCUUCAAAUCAAGCAAUGUCAUAGGCAGACCAAUGACUGUGCAAUGCACAAAAAUAUUUCCAAACUACACAAUUUUUGUACUAAAGUAGCCGCUGAGAGUAUGCUACGAUAGUUGGGAUGUACAAUGCGAAAAUAUUCUCUAGAUAUCUUUGCAACUAAACUAAAAUUGGGAGUGAAAUGAAAUCUGUGACAAAUUUACCACGCACUUGGAAGAUUCAGCUGACUUACCAAACAAGUUACCAGACAAGAAAAAUGUGAAAAGGUUGAAAGGUUUUUGAAAAAAAUGACUAGUGCUUUCCGUACCACAAAAUGAGGAGCUUGUGCAAUUCUGAGUUUUCACAUCGAGAUUUUAAAUUUGUAACUUUAAACGUGAUAUGGGUUUAACGUUAUCCUUAUGACAAAUUUUCGUCUUUUGUUUUACAAACUUGUUUGCUUCGUUGAAAUAUUGUUACUACGAGGUAGCUAAAAUUGUCAUAGAUUUCAUUUCUGGUAGUCAGGUUUAUUUUAAUGUUUGUGCAUUACAUAGACGUUGGCAAAUGGCAAUAUGCUAUGAUUCAGCUUUCAUCACUUAUUUAUUUGAGCAAAGUGCCGACCAAAGUUUGUUGUCGUAUUUUAUGAAAGCAGAUUUUGUGUUGAACUUAACCAUGACGAUUCUUUAAAGCAACUUGAUAAGCAAAAUGUAAUAUUGUGACUUAUAAAGUGAUUGGUUUUAACUCGGGAGUAUCGUUACAUGUUUGUGGAUGUAGAUCGUCCAGGUUGGUAUAGUCCUGAAAAGGACUUCUGGUGAUGUUGACGGACGUUUUGACAACCUUAGCAAUAGUCAUCUUCACUCGAAAGACGGCAUCCGUUUUGUCGAAACGUCAGUCAAUAUUAACACCAACAGUUCUUUUCAGCACUCUACCGACCUGGACGAUCUACAUCGAUAAACAUGUGACUUAUCCAAAACACUUGGUUUGUAUUGAGAAUCUUGGUGCUACCUGAUCCGACAUUUUGUCUCAAUGGAGAGAAGUCUUUUUAGGUGAGAUCAUUUCUUGUCAAAAAUAUGUGAUGUAAAUAAUGGUACUCAGUAAAAGUGUAUUUUAGAAUGCUUCUUGAA